Phragmites australis (common reed) is the source of this 1509-nucleotide messenger RNA. RefSeq lists its product as uncharacterized. Gene Ontology annotation, molecular function: zinc ion binding. The record is from RefSeq and is a predicted model, not a curated record. The coding region runs from base 63 to 1307 and encodes 414 amino acids. The transcript has 4 exons. NCBI's taxonomy places the organism in Eukaryota, Viridiplantae, Streptophyta, Magnoliopsida, Poales, Poaceae. Gene Ontology annotation, cellular component: nucleus. Gene Ontology annotation, biological process: regulation of DNA-templated transcription.
UCCAAAGUGCAAAAAAAUUACAACCCAUCCUCUCGUAAUACCCGACGCUUGUGGCGGCGGCGAUGGCGACGUCGGCGAGCACGUCCGGCGAAUGGCUGACAGGCGCCCUGAAGGAGCUUCGGGAGCGGAAGGGGAGCGCGCUGGAGCUCGACGCCGACCUCAUCUCGGGCCUCGUCUCCUUCUGCGAGCUCGCGCCGCCCCCUGACGCCGCCGACUACCUCGCGAAUAUUAUUGGAGUAGAAGCUGCUCAGGACAUUAUUCAGGAGUACUUGCGGAGGAGGCGUUAUAUUGAUUCCUCAAAUGGAACUGAAAGCUUGCAAUCGUCUAACCUUCAGCCUUAUGUGAAGCCAUCUGCUGAUGCAGCGACUACACAAACAAAGAAACAAACACACACACAAAAAGAUGCAGCAUCUUCUUCUAGUCAGAGUUCCAAGAGCCAAUCAGAAACUGCAGAACCCCAACUUGCCUCCAAGAGAGGUUCAAAAAAGAAAGGAGUAAAGGCCAUCUCCCUCAUUGAGGCAGCGAAGGGUUCUAUUGUCUUCAAGCAGGGGAAACCUUGUUCAUGCCAAGCGCGGCAGCACAACCUUGUUAGCAACUGCUUAUCAUGUGGCAAAAUUGUGUGUGAACAAGAGGGCGAGGGACCCUGUAGUUUCUGUGGUGCACUUGUCUUGAAGGAAGGAAGUACAUAUGCUGGUUUAAGCGACGCCGGACUUCCUCUUUCGGAAGCAGAAGCUGCAGCUGAAGAAUAUGCAAAGAGGCUUGUUGACUAUGACAAAAAUUCUGCAGCAAGGACCAAAGUUUAUGAUGAUCAAAGUGACUAUUAUGAAAUGGAGGGAAACAGUUGGCUCUCUUCAAAGGAAAAGUCAGUCUUAAAGAAGCAGCAAGAGGAAGCUCAGGAAGCAGCUGAAAGCCAAAAGGGGAAAGUGAUUGUUACAUUUGAUUUGGUGGGCCGUAAGGUGAUUUUGAACAAGGAUGGAGCCACUGAGCUGGAAUCUGAGCACCCAAUCUUGAGACCAUCUGAAGAGAAGGAUCAGAGCCACCGCAUACCGCCCAACCCCACAAUCAGAGAGCAACCAGUGUUCAUGGAAACGGGUCCGGUGAAGCUGAAAUCUGACAGAGUAAAACAAAGUAAGAGACUUGGCAAGAAUGGCCUGUGCCUGGAAGUGACCGGAAGGCUGCAGCAUGAUGACAAGGACUUGCAGGGCAUUCUGAGUGGCAAGAUGAAGAAGGGUGAUCGCCUGACAUACAGUUCCUUUGGUCAAGCGCGUGAAGGGGAUGACUACGAGUGCUCCCAAGAUUUUGAUUGAGUUUUACCUGUGAAUCGUGAUGGGUUGGUUGCUGGGUGCAGUAGCACAUUUUCCUACUCGUGUGGUAACUUGUCGAGGUUUUUUUUUUACAUCGAAAGGAGGUAAUCUUGAAGCGGCCUGUACAAUUGAUGUGAUUCCCAUCCAACGUUAUUGCUAGUUUGGACCUAAUUCUAUGCAAAUAUGGGGGUGUCACUUUUUGUCC